GGGAUGGUCUGAGGCAGGGUCAGGGGCUGUGCAGCUCAAUGUACUUCACUCAGGAUCCCAAAUUAAGUGAUUUAGGUCCUGUUUAGGAUAAGCAAGAGAGGAGGCUGUCCAAAGUUCACUUUACUUUAGUGCAACCACCAUAAGAUUCGGGUUAUGUUGCUUUAUGUGUGUAGUGUAAAAUUUUAAGUAUACAUAAUAGGUGUGUAUGGAUGGAUACCAGGUGAGCCAAAACCUAAAAUUUCUUACUUUAAAGAGUUCUAACUUUGUAUUUCCCGUGUUGGAUGCAAAGUGCCUGGACAAUUAUGAAGUUCACUAAAAGAAGCCAACACAGGUAGCUAAGUAAUUUUCCUUUAAAUCAGAGUUUUCCUUGUUUUUUUGAGAGCAGAGUGUAGGGUUUGAAGAACAGUAGUCAUGAAGGCAUGAGCCACACAUGUAAAAUUCCUUCUCAUUUGCUGAAGAGAUCUGAGUGUUUCUCCAGUGCUGAUCACUUUUAAUUGGUAUUUUUAUAGGACCAGCUCUCACUGACUUAUUAUGGCAUCCAACAAAUUUGUUAUUAAGUGUGGGAACUUUGCUGUCUUGGUGGAUGUUCAUAUUUUGCCUCAAGGUUCCAGUAAAGACACCAGCUGGUUUUCAGAUCAUGAGAAAGAGGAGGUCUGCAAGCUCCUAGAAGAAGUUGUUGCUUCAAGGGUCAAACAUUACUUGGAGGCACCUAAACAACGUGGUCAGUGGAAACCCAUGGAACAUGGAUCAGCUGGGCCUUUGUUUCUUACUGCCAACAGUUUGCACAUUACUGCCUACUUUAUGAAGAGAUGGGUUAAUCUCCGUUGUGCUCUAGGGAAACGUUAUCGUGAGCUCCGUGUGUUUCCAGAGAAAUUUAUCGUUUGUGUCAGUAAACUUGACUUUGAUCCAAGUGCUUGGACAUGUGACACUGGUGGAUUGAAAGAAGAACUUUCCAAUGGGACGUCUGAAUAUUUUACUGAAUCUGCUGAGAACAAGAAGCCUAAAAUUAGUCUGAGUGAACAAAUAAAGCGAGACAUCUUGAGGAAAAUUGUAAAGAGGACAAAACCAAGGAGAAGUAGUGCAAGCAAACCUCAAAUCAGCAAGGACUCCACGAAAGUGUCUCUUGGCUCAGCACACUCACAGACAGAGAACAGAAAGAACGACUGUCAGACCUCUCUCAGUGCUCGGCCUGAUGUGAAACGGAGGAGUCCAGGCCUGCUGAAGGACUGCACAAACACAGCUGAGAGCAGCUUGGAGCUUCCUGUAUCAGAGCAGAGAAAGCCAGAUGAUGUUCACAGCCAGCAAAAACCUCACUCUCUGCAGUGGUUGGAGGCAAGUGUUGGAAGUGAGAACCCUCCUUGCAGCUCUGAGUCAGCACUGCCGGCUCCAAAACAAAGUCAGAGAGUGACCAAAACACAGGCUCAGCUAAAGACCUGUGCUUCAGAGGAAAAGCUGAAGCAUUUCACAAAAGUGUCCUCUGAAGGGACUCCUUUAACUUCUAUCAAUACAGAAAUGAGCAAGUGUGAUGAUAAUUGUUUGGAGGAGAAGACACCCGUGAAUUCUAGACUGUUUGCAAAGCAAGACAUGAUAAAGACUGUGGUUGACAAGAAAUCAUUGACUUUGAGAAAAAAACCCUCCUGGUCUCUUUCUGUGAGCAACAGUGCAGUGCAGACAAGCCAAAAUGAGCCAAGCACAGCCACAGAAGAACUGCCUGCAGUGCUAACAUCAUGUCUAGAACUGCACCCCAUACCUUCAGAGAAGGGGUCCCAAAAAAGAAAAAAAGAAGUGGAAAAUGGUCUUGGGAAGUUAAAACUGCGAAGGCUUAAGAAGUCAAAAUCUGAAAUACUGCCUUGACAUCCUGGGUGGCCAGCCAGAGUUGUGCAUAAGCAAAGAGUAGGAAGCAAUUCAAAAUGAUGGAAAAUAAUAAAAAUACAAAAUCAAAAUUGGAGAACACAUUUUAAGAAAAUUUAGUUAACGAAGGAUCUUAGUCAUUUGGGACUGUAAUAAAGGUAAUCCUUUUAAGUCUUUAGGAAUUAGUCAUUAUUAUUGCACAAGUCAGCAUCAUAUUUAUGGAAAUAAAAAUCUCAUAUAAAAUGAUAUCUACUAAGCAAUAUUUUAGAUUUAUACAUAUUCAGUGCUAUUAAAAAAGUCGUAUCAGCUGAUGACAGCAAAAAUUAAAACCCCUCGUGUGAUCUGUUAGCAGCUGCAGUUAUUUGGUAUCUUGCUUGUUUCUGAGCAUGUAGUUAAUUUCAGUAAAAUUUGACCCUUUCUCUAUAUCAGAAAAUUCAUGGUUUACUCACAUGAUCUGUACAACAAUAAAGCAAAUUAAGUUUAUUUCAGAUAAAUCUUUAACCAGGAUUAAUAGCUGA
Messenger RNA from Sturnus vulgaris (Common starling), 2369 nucleotides. RefSeq names its product SLX4 interacting protein (gene SLX4IP). The record is from RefSeq and is a predicted model, not a curated record. Lineage: Eukaryota; Metazoa; Chordata; Aves; Passeriformes; Sturnidae.